AGCUCCAUUUCUCUGACACCUCUGAGUUCAUUCUGCUGAAUCUUCACCUCCCUCAAACCCACACAGUUCUGUCCUUCCUGUGAGGCUCAAUCCAAAACUACACACUAGCAUACUAAGCAUGCUCGCCAGCUGUGCUUUGCUUAGAAGCCAAGUCUUUGGUCUUAGUCAACAAGCAAAAGAGUUUAUCACACACUGUGGACUACGUACAUACCAGUGGUGGUCUCCUGUCCUGACAUAGCUAUAUAGUACAGUAGGCUAUAUUCUCUCACUUUUUUCUUUUUCUUUUUUAAGUUUCAUCUAGUAAACAAGUUUCCUGAAGAAUUCUUUUAAAAGUUUAGUUUGUAGUUUAUGGAUGUAGACCAUUAAUUCAAGGCUUGAGUUUAAAAUAUAGUGCUCAGAAAAUAUAGUGCUCAGCGUUUUACUUAUUUAGAUAAUUGUUUUGGCUAACAUGCACUAAUACCUGAAUUAGUACUUAUUUAAAUAUGAACUAAUGACGAGUUAAGGCAUGUACUAAUGAAGAGCUAACGAACUAAUGAAGAGAUAACCUUACCUACAACGUGAGGCUUAUGAAUUUUAUAGCAUAAAAUACGACCAACUUAAGUACAUGUUAGUACAUGUUUGUUAGUUAAUGUAUUAAUUAACAUGUAGGGGUAAAUUAAAUCAAACAUGCUGUUUAAGAAAGAAUAUGAAUUAAGUGUGCAUAAUUUCAAACUGUUUAUAUAAUUCGCCAUAUGCAGCUGUGUACACAAACAUCACUGGAUGGCUUUGCAUUACUUUCGUAGUUUACAUUGAUCCUCUUUAUUGAACGUAGAAAGACGCACUAAUAAUAAACAUUAAUACUUUCAUCUCAGCGCCAUUUGUAACAAACGGUUACAAAAACCUGAUUUAAAUUAUGCAUGCUUGUAGUGAAUCACUGUGCUGAAAUGUUUUGCCUGGAUAUUUUGCUCACCUUCUUUCUCAUAUUCUGUGUUAUUCAAGUCAGUUAAUGUACAUUUGGGGUCUGUUUAUAUGUCUGGAAGUAAUGUCUAGUGGGAUAUUUGAGUAAAAACCUGGUGUUAGUUGGAAGUGCAGAGAAUGCCCUUCCAGAAAUACAUGGUUUUCAGUGUAAAAUAACUUAAAAUGUGUUUCAUAGACACACUUCCAGUGGACAAUUGACAAGAAUAAUACAAAAGUUAAAAAAUAGUAAGCUGUAUGACCUUUAAUAUCUUUACAUAUACCGUAAUCUCUCAGGGGCUAUCAAUAAAAGUUGGCCUAAAUUUGUGGGCAAAAUGUAGAAGCUAGAGUAAGUGGGUGGUAUGGAUGGCUAAGAAUAGAUCUUGCGUCCUGGGUAACUUUUUAAAUCAAUAUAUAAUUUAGUGGAGUUGGUCCUUAUUCUGAAAAUGUACACUAUCAAACCAUAACAAUGGUUGCAAGCUAAAAAAAAAACUAUGUUCUAACAUUGCAACAUAUCUGAAAUAGCAAACAGUGUAUGUGUUCACUAUCCUCUGCAAGUCCAAUGCUAUUUCAGGGGAAAAAAGAUCUAACUAGUGAGCUGCUUUACCUUAAUGGGGAAACCUAGCAGUCUCUAGGCUAGCAACAUUCCAACCUGAUCAAUGAGGCAGACAAGUUCAACACAUGAAAAUAGUUUGCUUUAUACCUUAUGGAUGGCAUGGUGGUACAGUGGCUCUUAGGUUCGAUCUAGAGCUCAGGUCUGUGUGGAGUUUUGCAUGCCCUCCCAGCAUCUGCAUGGGUUUCCUCUGGGUUCUUUGGGUUCCUUCUACAUCCCCAAAACAUGGGCUGGCUAUGCUAAAUUUCCCCCUAGGUGUGAAUGAGUGUGUGCAUGGCACUGUGGUGUUCCUGGGAUAGCCUCUGUAUCUACAGAGACCGUGCCAGGAUAAAGCAGUCACUGAAGAUGAAUGAAUUUUCUCACUCUUUUUUAUGUGUUCGUUGAUUCUUUCAUUGAGGAGGUAUGAAGAGACAGCUACUCACAAGCUUCAUUUUCCAUAUAGGCUGAUUUAUUUACUUUAAAAAUUGGGCUGGUUAAUGCAAGGCUAAAUUCUACAGGUAUGAUGCUACUGUUUUUGUUUACAAACCUGGUAGCCUGUUAGUUGGACUAAUUAGACACUGAAUUAUAAUAUAAAGGCUGAUUAAUACAUGUGACCCUCAUAGAAAUAGAGGAAGAUUACUAGCUCAAGUGUUUGUAAGCAAGCCACACAACUUUUCUCACUCCAUUGUAGUGCUUACUUAUUAAGUACACAUAUCUAAUGAGGAUAAAAAGGGCACAAUUUUAAAUGCUAAUGCUGCACAGAUACACCUCUGUCAUUCUCAAUCAUAUGAUUCCAUUCAAUAGAUAUUUUCUAAAAUUAUAUCCCAAGGCUAUAGCACAUGGUGAUGCUGAACCAGUCUAUUAUAUCAACAUUUUCCCCCACAUUUUUCUUCUUAUGGUCAUCAUAGCAAUGCAAAUAUUUUAGCAGAUCUCGGUGUAUUUUCAUGAACUUUUGUGCAUUAGUUCCAGUUUGCUUGUAAUCUAAUACAGGUGGAAUUUGGGGAUUCCCACUUUUGGCUCAGUCGGUAUGAUUAAUAUGGUAUGUGGAAUGUCUCCUGAUGCCGUCUAACUCAGGUGGGCUUGGAUUUAGCAGAGUCCCACCUGCAUGGAAUAAUGCACGAUUAAAUAGAAAGUUUAUUUGGUUGUUCAUUUGAUAGGAAUUUGGAGAUUCAUGCUGCAUUUAAAAGAGUACAGAGAUUAUGAAAAUAGGCCAUGCUGGAUAGUAAAAGAAAACUUUCACAUUUCUAAAUUUAAAGCUGUAGCCACUAGGGGUCAGUGACCUCAAAGCUGUUGCCUGCAGUUUUUGGCAAAGUCCUGUCCUGUUAGCAUCUGGAAGCUGCUAUGGUUUGGCAUUUCACUAGUUAAUUCUUACUUUGAUGGUGAGAUUUAUGGGUUUUUGAGGGCCAUGUCUGGCUUGGUCUAAUGUACAAUACAUAACCCACUUCACCGUCACUGGUCGGUGGUCAGUUAGGUUGCAUGUGAUAUAUUGUGCCUUUCUUUCAUGUUCCACAUCUAAUCAAGAUGAACAGAGACAAGAAGAUACUAAAUGUGUAGUCUGUAUGAGCUCAGGCAUUUAGUGAGGAAUGUUAGUGAGCUCUUUUCAGUCAGGGAGAAUAUAGGGCAGCACAGACAACAUCAACAUCAACCUGGCCAUAAAUCAACUCAUAUACACUGUAGGAGAUGGGAGAUGUGCAUGUGUGUGUGUGUGUGUGUGUGUGUGUGUGUGUAUGUGUGUCUAUGGUGCAGCGUCAGCUUGUUGUCACUCACAAACUUACCAAGCAUCAAAAAUGUGGAAAAUGCCUUAGUUUAGCUUAAGUGCAUUCACCUUAGUGUAGUUAAAGUGCAUGUUUGUGUGUGUGUGUGUGUGUGUGUGUGUGUGCACAACACACAAAUUCACUACAUUCUUUGCAUGAACCAUGUAAUAAAUCAGAUUAAAUAAAUCAAAAUAAUACAUUUAACCAACUUCAUGUGUGUGUAUUGGCAUUAUGUACCACAAGGGGGGGAUCUGUGUCUCUGUAACAGAACUCAUUUCACAGAAUUGCUGAGCAAAAAAGUGAUUUUCUUCUCCUUAUUUGCUUCUUUGCCUUCUUUAUAUUUUGUUACUGCUGCUGUAAAAGGAACAUCAACUUAAUAUGUGACCAGUAUUUUUUGUAUAUAGUGCAAAUAUUGUAAAAGUAUAAGUGGUCUAAUCUUGGGUAAUCUAGGUAGCAUUAUAGUUAAGUUGAAUCAUAUGGUGCAUUCAUUAUAUUAACAUGAACGCAUGUGCACAUAUUGAAGCACAUAAACUCUACUCAGAUUUUCUUUUUCUUUUUGUCUUUGGAAUGUUUGGAAUAAAGCACUUUUUGGCUCUUCUUCCAAUAUCCUGUCCUUAUUGGCGCCUCGCUCAGUCACAUGACUGUGAGGUGGGUAGAUCGGAGAGGAGUGUUUUCUGAGAUUAAAGUUGACUUCAUGUGUAUGUGUGUGUAUGUGUUUGUACAGUAAUGCAAAAAGGUCUUAAUGCUACUCCCAGUUCGAGUGGGAGUGAGUUUCUUAGCACUGUGGAAUGUGGAACAGCUGUGCCUCACUGUGUGAAAGCUGAAGGAGUGUCCAGGAGAUAAGACGGGCAGAAAGAGAGACACUUCCUGUAGGUAUCCACAACUGUCUGUGGAAAUUGGUAACGAAGAAAGAGAGAGAGAGAGAGAGAGAGAGCGAGAGAGAGAAAGAGAGAGAUACAAACAGAGAUGGAUGUAAUGACACUGGAAUUACCAGACAAGUGUAUGGACACUGAGCAUUUUGGGAGCAUGACACCUGAGACUCAGGACAUUUACCUGAGGCUGGACAGUCACCACAGGCGAUCCGGAUUGCGUUUGGCCCGAAUCGUUGCCCGUCAGCAGCUGGUCCAGAAGAUAGUGCGAGAGAUUGAAGCAAAGGAGGCAUGCGAUUGGCUGAGAGCGGCAGGAUUUCCACAGUAUGCUCAGCUCUAUGAGGAUUCUCAGUUUCCUAUUGACAUAUCUGGUGUGGAAAAAGAUCAUGACUUCCUGGAUAAAGAUCUGGUGGAGCCCCUGUGCCGGCGACUUCAAACUCUAAACAAGUGUGCCUCCAUGAAACUGGACGUGGGCUUUCCUAAGAAGAGAAGUGAGGACUCUGAUGAGGACGACCUGCUGGCCAUCAGCAACAGAUGGACAUUUGAGUGGAGCAGCCGCCGCUGGUCUCGCCUGCAGGACAUCGACCUAAUCCUGGGGGCAAGAGAUCGGCGGAGGACUGUGAGCAGUGAGAGUGUCCUGACUGAUCUGAGCGAACCUGAGAUCUGCUCGCUUCACAGUGAAGACUCACUGUCUGUCAUGCCUGAGUCUGCAUCCCUCAGCCCACUAAGCAUGCCCCAGUACCAAGACCUGCCACGCUACAACACACUUCCCGCAAAGAGUGGCCGACAAGGGCGCACACGCGCCAAGGACUUCCUUCGGAGAAUGGAGACCCUGGGCCGCUCAUGGGGGGCAUUGCGGACAUGUCCAGAGCGGCAUUCCAUGACAAUUAGUGGGCCGAUUUUACAGAGCGAACCAGAAGCUCUAAGAACACUACGCUGCAUCCAGAAUUUUAAUGGAGAGCCAGGUGAUACAGAAAACACACCCACUGCUAGCAACUGCUCAUCCAUUUUCACUAAUACUGAAGAGAUCAGCCAAGCUGAGGCUGGCAAAAGCAUUGAGAGCACACCCAACUUGAAGGAGCAUAUUCCAGAAGCACACAACACCAGCAAGCGUGCAGGUAUGUAUCUGGAGAAUCUGAAUGUCCUUUGUCAUGACACCCAGAGGAGGAAAUCAGUAGAACAGAAUCGCAGGAAUGAAUUUCACUCUUACGAGGAUUUGAUGGUACACAUCCCAAAGGACCACAAGCCCGGAACUUUUCCCAAAGCGCUGUCUAUUGAGAGUUUGACUCCAGCCAAUGGGGAGGGAGGGAAAUGGAGAGUUCAAGAAUCAAAGCAGCAUCAGCAAAUGAGGAACAGGAAAUGGGCAGGGCGAGAGAACCGACCAAUGACACGCUGUUGCCCACGAAGCAGUCGCAUUAGCAUUUAUGACAAUGUACCAGGUUCACACCUGUAUGCUAGCACUGGAGAUCUGGUGGACCUGGAGAAGGAGGAGGACCUGUUCCCACACCUGGAUGACAUCCUGCAGCACGUGAACGGCCUGCAGCAGAUCGUGGAUCACUGGUCCAAAAACGUGCUGCCUGAGGGAGAAGGUGAGGGUGACGGGGUGCAGGACCAUGCAAUGAUGGAUGCUCAUUCUUCCAGUCAGAUCACGUUGGAUUUUGAAGGGACCUCAGUGAACACACCUAGUGAUGGAGACAGAGAUGGAAUGUCUUUGAAUGAAACGGAUGCUUCAAGCACAAGAGAGAGGCGGGACUCAGGGGUUGGUGCAUCGCUCACACGGCCUCGUCUCAGGUGGCCCAGCUUCAGGAUGUCCAAUCGCCUCAGCCAAUCAGGAACUUCAUUACAGAUCUCUAGCCAAUCAGCAGGCCAGCUCAGCCUGUUGCAGAAGUUCUCACUUCUGCGCCUCACAGCCAUCAUGGAGAAAUAUUCAAUGUCCAACAAGCAUGGCUGGACAUGGUCAGUGCCAAAGUUCAUGAAGCGAAUGAAGGGACCAGACUACAGGGACAAGGGUGUGUAUGGAGUGCCUCUGAUUGUCCAUGUGCAACGGUAUGGUCAGCCUCUACCUCUCUGCCUGCAGCUAGCGCUGCGCUACCUCCGGAGGCAAUGCCUUGACCAGGUAGGGCUUUUCCGUAAGUCUGGGGUGAAGUCUAGGAUCCAGGCUCUGAGACAGACAUGUGAGAGUUCUCCAGAGAGUGUAGACUAUGAGGAUCAGUGUGCAUACGACGUGGCCGACAUGGUGAAGCAGUUUUUCCGAGACCUUCCUGAGCCCCUCCUCACCAGCAAACUUGGAGAGACCUUCCUCCAUAUAUAUCAGCACGUCCCUAAAGAGCAGCGCUUGCAGGCAGUGCGAGCUGCCAUUAUGCUAAUGGCAGAUGAGAACCGUGAAGUGCUGCAGACCCUACUCUGUUUCCUGAGUGAUGUCACUUCCUCUGUAGAGGAGAACCAGAUGACUCCAAUGAACCUAGCUGUGUGCCUUGCGCCAUCUCUCUUUCAUCUGAACAUUAUGAAGAAUGACAACCUUUCACCAAGGUCAAUCCAGCGGAAGUACGCCACAGGACGCCCUGACCAAAAGGAUCUUAAUGAAAAUUUCGCUGCCACUCAGGGGCUUGCCCACAUGAUCACUGAGUGCAACCGACUCUUUGAGGUCCCUCAGGAGAUGAUUGCUCAGUCAAGGAACUCAUACAUGGAAGCUGAGGUACUAGCGCCCCCUUUGGACGACCUUUGCAAGCAGCUACAGCCGCAUGUGGAAGAAGAAGAAGAGGAGGAGGAGGAGGAUGAGGAAGGUUCCUAUUGCUGCCACAUGGAGGGAUUGAUCCAAAGCUUGCUAAAAGAGGCCAGAGAUAAGGCCAAGUGCUGGGUGAGCCAACCCACUAUCGACAAUGUGGAGCUCGCAUUCAGAAAGGUAGGUGACGGAACUCCACUGCGGCGGUGGCGCAUCUCGGUUGAAGUGGAGGCUCCACCGUCUAUGCUGCUGAACCGGGUUCUGCGAGAGCGCCACCUGUGGGACAGUGAUCUCCUACAGUGGAAAGUCCUGGAAACACUGGACAAGCAGACUGAAGUGUAUCAGUAUGCUCUCAACAGCAUGGCCCCUCACCCCAGCAGAGACUUUGUGGUACUCAGGAUGUGGCAGACAGACCUACCAAAGGGUGUGUGUGCAUUAGUGACAGUUUCUAUUGACCACGAGGACAGUGCACCUAUGGGAGGGGUUCGGGGCAUCGUGUUGGAGUCACACUACCUACUUGAGCCCUGUGGGUCUGGAAAGUCGAGACUCACACACAUCUGUAGAGUGGACCUCAAGGGGAAGUCUCCUGAGUGGUAUAACAAAGCCUUUGGCCAUAUAUGUGCUGCCCAGGCAGCUCGCAUUCGCAACUCCUUCCAACCUCUGGACACUGAAGGCCCCGAGACCAAGAUCUGAGACUGGCUAUACAGUACAGCCUGGAAUCCAUGGUUUGAACCAGGAUCAGUGUUACAAACAGGGUUGAUAUUAUGGUUUGUACUAGGAUCACAUUUAGGACCAAGGUUUGGUCUAGGACCAGGGUCAGAAACAGGGUUAGGAUCAGGUUUUAAAUCAGGGUUUGGACCAUGUGGCAAACUUUGUAUGCUGAAACUAAUGAAGUAAUAUUAAGAGAAAGGUCAGAAAGUAGUAAAGUGAUCAUUUGAAUGAGAAUGUAAAGGUGGAUCUCUAGUAAGUGUUAAUGCUGGAAAUACAAGCAUGAUGAAACAUUUUCAUAGAUAUAAUGAAAAUGCCUCAAGAGGUAUUCACGUGAAACACUAAUGCUUAGUUGGCUAUAACCCCUGUGAAGGUAUUUAAUCAUCCAUCUUAUUUGAAAUAUAUAGAACUAGUGCUAGUCAAGACAACUGGACUUGUGGUCUAAUCAAAAGAUGAACUUUUUAGUCUAAAGGCAUUUCACCAUGGAGUUGAGUCUUUUUGACUUACUGCUGUGGGAAGUGUUUAACUCAUAUCUGAUGGCAGUUAUUAACUGGACAAUAUUUCCACAGGCAUAAGGUUGAAGGAGGGCACUUAUUUUUGGAUAGUCAAAACUGCCAGCUUCAGAGUUUUUGUUUGUUGAACAUUGUAUGAGGAAAGUGGAGUGGAAAUGGGAAAGAAAGGCCAGAAAGAAAGUGAUACGAGGCUCUGCAGCAUCUCAGCUUAGCUUAUAGAUUCAGACAUUGUGAAAAGAUCUUCACAUCCUGAAUUUAACUCCUGCAGAUAUCUGUCUGUUGAGCAUAGUACUGUACUAAUACCUAUAGAUUAGAUUAUGCUAAAGCAUGCAAUGCUGCAUUUACCAUCACAUCAAACCAAUCCUAGGAAUAAAUAAGGGAGAUUAAUAAGGGAGAUUCAUUAAAUGCUUGGUGUUGCACUAAAAUAUCACUUAUGCUGUUGCAUUUCCCACUGAAACAGUAGCUAGAUCAUUUUAAAUGAUUUUCAGAGAUUAUGUAUAUUAAUUGUGGAACGGUGGGAAGAAAAUCCCAAUCGUGAUUUGUGUCUUAACGUCAUCGGGUUCUUUUAAAAAGGCCACUAGGUUUAAAAUAAAUCUAGCAUAACCCUUUUUGGUGGCAUCAGCAUCUGUACCAGUAUAUCAUAAUGCAAGUAGUAUAACUAUUUCAGAUUUCUUUAUCCCAAUAAUACUAGUACUCUGUGGUUCAUUUUACCCCAGAGAGCCACUUUAAAUACUCAAAGAAUUUAAAGAAAACUAGUUGGUUGGGACAGAUAUUGAAUACAGCUACAUAAAGCCAGCUGUGAAUUCUCAGAGCUGGAUUUGCCUGCAAAUGUGUGUGCAUACACCAAUCCUAAUCUUAGCUAAUGGACAUCCACCCAAAUAAGACAUUGAGUGUUUAUUAUUAUUAUUAUUAUUAUUAUUAUUAUUAUUAUUAUUAUCGGUGUUGUUAUUAUCAUCAUUAUUAUUAUUAUUAUUAUUAUUAUUAUUAUUAUUAUUAUUAUUUUGCUUCCAUGCUAUACAAUGUCUAGGACAUUAAUCCAUUUCACUGCUUCUGAGAAGCAUGUCUGUAUUCAUUUUUAAAUACUGUAUAGAUAGAACCAAUUGUGUCAUUGUAUAUAUUUGCAUGUGUAUGUGAAGAAGUGCAUAUAUACCUAUUUUACAGUAUAUUUUGUACAUAAGUGAUGCUAAUAGGCAGAUUUAACUGCUUCCUUUGCUUAUAGUUUGUUUUUUUUCUCGUGUCAUAUUGAUAUGUUGAAAAUAAUGCAAUACCAAAAUCUAUACGCUGUUGGCUGCCUCUCGAGUGGGGUGUGAGUGUGUGUGAGUGUGUGUAUGAGAUGGACGUGAGCUAUGUGGUAGUGUACGGCACCGGUGUCAGGCUCCAAAAAGUAGUUUCCAAAGCUGCAGAAAGAAGAAUGGCGCCAUGAAUACUAACUGAGAGGCUACAUACAGCCGGUCGAAAGGCUAUAUAUUGUGCCAAGCUGACCUGGGCCAUGUGAAAACCACCAGAAAGCAAGUCUACAUUCCUAUAUGCUUCACACACUUCACACCUUCAACCAAAUUAAUGCAAAUUUUUGUUUGCUAUCUAAAUCUUAUAAAUAAGUGUUAGUUUUGUCUUUGCUGCUUCCAGGGAUGCAAAUAUGAAUUAAGGAAAUACCAUCAUCUCAUUAUAAUGAUCAGGUAACCAAAUGCAUUACAAGAAGCUUGUCCAUUUGAUUAUCUGGUUCAACGCUAAAUGUGAAUACAUCUGACCUCCAAGGCUAAAUAACUUUUAAAAGCUUUCCUAACAGGCAGCUAACAACAGGAUGGUGGUAUUUCCCCUAUUCAGAUAGUUAUUACCCUUCAAAGCAGAACAACUAUGGCUAAUAUGCACAUGCAUUAUAUAGUGAAUAUUGAUUUUCCUUUUUUUUACAACGACAGACCAGAAGCUUUCUGAAGAUGUUUAAAUGGCCCAAGAUGAUUAGCUGUGCCCUUCAGGCUGUGGUAUGCAACCUUACAGUGAUAUUCACAGCAUGUUUCUCCUUUCUGCAUGUAGUGUGUGUGUGUGUGUGUGUGCGUGUGUGUGUGUGUGUGUGUGUGUGUGUGUGUGUGUGUGUGUGUUUCACCAUCUAUUUGUAAUUAAUAAAAUGAAAACCUCUGAACACACUUGAGUCAUGAUUACUGUGUUCUUGUGCUUUGUGUGAAACUCUGUGUGCACAUAUUUUUAUUAUUUAACCAGUAGAACCUUGUUGUACUACUUGGUCACUUAUUAAAAUAAAAAUGUAUAAUUGA
This is a messenger RNA of Ictalurus furcatus (blue catfish), 10357 nucleotides long. It is a transcript of the gene stard13a, whose product is annotated as StAR-related lipid transfer (START) domain containing 13a. The coding region runs from base 4246 to 7563 and encodes 1105 amino acids. Gene Ontology annotation, molecular function: protein binding; GTPase activator activity; lipid binding. The record is from RefSeq and is a predicted model, not a curated record. NCBI's taxonomy places the organism in Eukaryota, Metazoa, Chordata, Actinopteri, Siluriformes, Ictaluridae. Gene Ontology annotation, biological process: actin cytoskeleton organization; regulation of Rho protein signal transduction; signal transduction. The transcript has 14 exons.